CGGCCAGAACUCAACAAAACCACAUCAUCGUCGGUGUGAAAGGGGAUCUUGCAGUGACAUCUACUGGCGAGUUGGCAUUCAAGCAACGAAAUCACAUGGAGGUGCUCUUGUGCUCACAUGACAGCCCGAGCUAUGGCAGGAGAGAUCAAUGAAGGUUCAGUUCCUGCCUAUUACAGAGAAGUGUAUGAGGCCAUCCGCUGCAGGACAGAUGAGAGAGUGCAGGCUGAAGUCUUUAAGCGCCUCCUGGAAAGGACCGGUCUCUCCAAGGCAUCUCUCAGCCAGAUUGCUGAACAUAUUGACUGUACAGAUGGAUUCCUUACUAAGCUCACCCUCUAUAAAGCGCUAGCUUUAAUUGCUCUAGCCCAGCAAGGGAAAAAACCAAGUCCUAAACUCUUCAUACAUGAGUUGCCAAAACCCCAACUCGGAGAGCUGAGGGAACUGGGCGCUCUGAGGAUGCAGCCGGCUCAGGACGACGUGCUCACCAUUUCACAGACAUUUGAACAGCUUCUCACCAAAGACACAAUCCAGAUGCAGCUUAUUCCAGAGAAGAAGGGCCUGUUCCUUAAGCAUGUGGAAUACCAGGUCACCAGCCAGCGUUACAAAAUAUCAGUAUACAGGCGGUACAGUGAUUUUGACGUCUUCCACGAAGUUUUGCUGCAGAAAUUUGCCUACAGAGUGGUUCCGGCACUGCCGCCCAAAAGGAUGCUGAAGGGAGUCCUAACUUCUAUGUCCGAGCGUGAGUUCAUUGAAGGGAGAAGACGAGCUCUAAUGAGAUUUCUUAACUUGGUGGCUCGCCACCCCCUCUUCUCCGAGGAUGAGCUGGUCAAGACCUUUCUCACCUACAGCGGCUCUGAUGUCCAGACCAAGCUGCGCGACACUUGCAAGAAAACGGGUGACGAGUUUAUGACCAACAGGAUUGCAACCCAAGCUAAGGAAUAUCUCCCAGCAGACAUUCAGGCUCAGUUCUCAACAAGCAGAGAGCUGAUUAAAAAUAUCCACAACAGCUUCCAGAGACUGCGGGACAGAGCUGAAAAAAUGGCUGAGCGCUCAAUGGAGAAUUCAACUGAUCUGGUCCAGUUUGGUCGAGAGCUUAGUGCUUUGGGCUCAGAUGCGUCGGCUCUUCCUUCCUUGGCCUCCUCCCAAACCGGUUGGGGAACUCUGCGCCAGUCUUUGAAAAGCCUGUCGGAGGAGUUUGUAGUUUUAUCCAACAAAGCCGCUCAACAGGGCAGACGGGAACAGGACGAUGUUGUGGAAAAACUGAACUUUUUCCUAGAUUUGCUGCAGUCAUACAGAGAUCUCUGCGAGCGUCAUGAAAAGGGCGUGCUUCAUGAGCACCAAAAAGCGCUGCACAAGUACAGCAUGAUGAAAAGGCAGAUGAUGAGUGCCACUGUUCAGUCCAAAGAGCAGGCUUCUGUAGAGCAGCUGGAAUCACGAAUCGUUCAGCAAGAAAGUGCCAUCCAGACCAUGGAGCUCCGCAACUAUUUCUCCCUGUUCUGCCUUCAUCAAGAGACACAGCUUAUCUUCACCUACCUUCCAAUCACUGCCAACAUUCUUGGGGCUUUCGUUAACUCGCAGGUCCAAGGACACAGAGAGAUGGGUGAUGUGUGGAAUGAACUCCAACCUAAGCUCGGGUGUUUCUUUGGCAGUAAUAAUGGACUGAAACCUCCAAUCUGAAAACGCAUGCAAAGCAGAAGAUAAACACUCCUACAGAGGAAGAUCACCUACAGAGGAAGAUCACCAACUGGAAAAUGAAGAGCUCUGUGAGCUAAUGCCUGAAAAUGUUUUAAUCACAACUGUUCCUAUUUCCAUUCAGUAAGAUGGUUUCUACUCUCUACUGCGAUUAACUACGUGUAAAUUUGUGUUCUGUGAUGUUUUCAUUUCAGAAUCAACUUUUACAGAUGUAAGCACAGUAACAAGGUAUUAUAAGAGGGAUCUAAAAUGGUUAAUGUUCACUCAUUCUGAUGCAAAAUGAUCUGUUUACAGCUUUUCAGAAGUUGGACACUAAGAUGCUGACACUGAGAUUUCAGUCUUUCUGGAUGUAUCAAUGCUACAUACCUGCGUUGUUUAUAUUGACAAUGCUGUUUUUUUUCUUUUUGUUUUAUGUUUGGACAUAAAAAAGUGACUAGAAACAAGAACAUAUUUUAAACAACUUCUGGUAAAUAAAGGACACUCCAAAUAAACCUAAAGAUACUUUGCAAAUCCUUAACCACAAAUUGAUCAUUAUAUAUCUGGACACAGCAAAGGUUGCAGGCACUGUAAAAGCAUUGAUUAUCACGAUUAAUGAAUCUGGGUAUAACAAUGAGAUUCAUACACUAGAAAUGCCUGUUAAUGACACCAAUAAUAGGAUGCAUAAAUAUAAAACCCUAGUAGAGUUAGGUUUAAAGUUAUCUUACUUUUUCAAACAUGUUUCUGUUUACUGGAUGUAAUGUUAACAUUCUGGAGUGACGCUGACUUAAAUAUGUGGAUGGACCUCAAAAUGACCUUGCCAUUCAAAAUCAAACAUGUGGUUGAAUUCAAGUUAUUUUAAAACUAUAUUUGCCAGGACUGUGAAUACAUUGUAUGCAUAAACACAUUUGUUUUGUUAAGGACCAAGUUUAACAACCAACAAUAUUAAACCCAGUGGACCUAUAACGCUCUAUUUUGUAUUAAAAACUAAAUAUAUUGUACUGAAUACAUUUUGCAGAGUUUUGUUAGUUCAGAAAUAAACUUGCUUUCAACUUG
Molecule: messenger RNA, 2721 nt
Organism: Poeciliopsis prolifica (blackstripe livebearer)
Lineage: Eukaryota; Metazoa; Chordata; Actinopteri; Cyprinodontiformes; Poeciliidae
Gene: snx8a
Product: sorting nexin 8a
Exons: 14
Coding region: 118-1674 (518 amino acids)
Biological process (GO): retrograde transport, endosome to Golgi
Molecular function (GO): phosphatidylinositol binding
Source: RefSeq, a predicted model, not a curated record